AUGGCCGAGCGUGCGACUAUGCUCGCAGCCAUCCGCCAACACUUGCUCCGCGCCCAGCAGCGGAUGAAGGCCCAUGUCGAUAAGCAUCACUCGAAGUGGUCCUUCAACAUCGACAACUUCGUCUACCUACGUCUGCAGCCCUACAUCAGUCAUCGCUGGCUCCGCGCGCCCACUAGAAAGCUCUGCUUCAAGCCUUUCGGCCCCUACAAGAUCGGCGACGUCGCCUACAAGCUGCUGCUUCCACUAGGAUCGUCGGUACACCUGGUCUUCCAUGUCUCAUUGCUGAAGCCGGCUCCACCUCUAUCAGCUUGGUUGUUCCUACGCUGCCUGACCCUUGAUGGUCUCCAAGUGCUAGAGCACAUGCUGCAGCGCCUCUUCAUCCUCAUCGUCGGCGCCAUCCCUCAGCUCCUCAUCAAGUGGUCCGGCCUCAACGACGACCUGACGACGUGGGAGGACGCCGACGCCAUCAAGCAGCAGUUCCUGGCCGCACCGGCGUGGGGACACGCCGCAACCCAAGGAGAGGGCGGGUGUCAGCACUCCUUCCCCUGA
Molecule: messenger RNA, 549 nt
Organism: Miscanthus lutarioriparius
Lineage: Eukaryota; Viridiplantae; Streptophyta; Magnoliopsida; Poales; Poaceae
Source: the annotation of a GenBank genome assembly